AUGGAGUUAGCUGUGUCCGAUAGAGAUAGAAGUAUCUUGCUUGAGAAGAAGAACGUCCUGGACGCAUCUACUUUGGAAAAAUACAGACUGGCUGGUCAAAUCACCCAGACCUGUCUGGCUUAUUUGACCGAGUUGAUCAACGAUUCUUACCAUCUUGGAAAGCACGAGCCAUACUCUGUUGCAGAACUGUGUUUGCUCGGAGACUCCCAGAUGAAAGUUGCUCUCGAUAACGCAUACAAGAAUCAAGUCAGAGAAAAAGGUAUUGCCCAGCCAGUUACCAUCGAUGUUAAUGAUGUCGUUGUUGGCUACUCUCCAGAGGUUGAUGAUGAGACCAAUUUCAAGUUCAAAGAAGGUGAUAUUGUCACCAUCAACUUGGGAUGUCAGAUCGACGGAUACACCUCCAACGUUGCACAUACUCUGGUGAUCUACCCUCCAGGAGCAUCUGUUGGUCCAUUGUUGGGAUCCAGUGCUGACGCUGUCUGUGCCGCUUACAUUGCAACCGAGACCGUGAUCUCUCUUUUGGCUCUGUCCAUGACCCCAGAGAAGAUCCCACAGUCUCUGGCUGAUGGAUCAGGUUUAAUCAAGGGUUCUUUGAUCAGACAGGUUGUCGAUUCGAUUGCUGAGAGCUUCAACUGUGUGGUUGCUCCAACUUCCAAGGUGAGAAGAAUCAGACGGUUUUUGGCUGGACAGGCCGAGGGAAUUGUUGCUGAGAGAGACUUCAAAGGUGUGGUUUGGUAUGAGGCCGACCAAGAACUCAAAUUGUUGCAAAAGUCUCCUAAAUACAACAACGACCAACAAUUGGUUGCAUACGAUAAAACUAAGAGUGCCAAGGUGACUGCUUCGUCUGCCGUUCCAACCGACGAGUUCACCGUGUCUCCAGGUGAAGUCUACACAGUGGAUAUCAAGAUGGCUCCUUUGGAAGACACCGAGGGUCCAGGGUUAGUUACUCUCCAGAACGUGGAUAACGUGACCGGUUCUAACCACUCAAACGACACAUUCAGACCAAAACCAAGUGUAUUUGUGCGGGACGUUGCAAUCUCCCACCAGCUGAAGCUCAAAACCUCCAGAAAGCUUUUGUCCACCAUCGACAAGCAAUUAUCUGUUUAUCCAUUCAAACUUUCGCAUUUGACAUCCGGCUUUCCAUUUGAUCUUAAUGGAAACAUUGACCAACAACUCCAAUCGAUCCAGAAUGAAAUCAAACCAACCAGAUUGGGACUCGCAGAACUCGCAAAUAGACACCUUGCCGUUGCCAAGCCUAUCCAAAGGGCCCGGUUCUUGCCUCUGCAGGUGAUUUUGAACUCUUCCAGCUCGACCGGUGUCAAUGGAUUCGACGCUGAGAAUCCUGUCUUGCCUGGCAUGGAGUUGCAAUUGCCAAGAUUGGGUGUUCCUUCGUUGAAGUCGCUGCUCAAGGCCUCCAAGGCAAUUCCUGUGGCCAGAGAACUGUCGACUGUGGUUUUGAAUGGUGAUUCCAACGUUUUGGUGCGUUUGAGCGGAGGUGCUUCCACCAGCAAACCAAGCUGGGUGCACUCUAAAUUCCAGCUCUCUGAGGCUGUUGCCCAGGGAGUCAGCGAUUUGGUCCAACUGACACAGGACGAGAGAUUCGGUCUCAAGAUCAAGGAGUGCCAACCCCUCAAGUCCGUUAAUUAA
This is a messenger RNA of Ogataea philodendri, 1647 nucleotides long. RefSeq lists its product as uncharacterized. The record is from RefSeq and is a predicted model, not a curated record. The coding region runs from base 1 to 1647 and encodes 548 amino acids. Lineage: Eukaryota; Fungi; Ascomycota; Pichiomycetes; Pichiales; Pichiaceae. The transcript has a single exon.